Poeciliopsis prolifica (blackstripe livebearer) is the source of this 528-nucleotide messenger RNA. RefSeq names its product kallikrein-4-like. Lineage: Eukaryota; Metazoa; Chordata; Actinopteri; Cyprinodontiformes; Poeciliidae. The coding region runs from base 13 to 528 and encodes 171 amino acids. The record is from RefSeq and is a predicted model, not a curated record. The transcript is spliced from 4 exons. Gene Ontology annotation, biological process: proteolysis. Gene Ontology annotation, molecular function: serine-type endopeptidase activity.
UCAAGAACCACGAUGGAGCAUUGCUUUGUGCUCCUUUUGCUGGUUGCAGGUGCUGCAUCAAACGCUAUUGAGAAGAGGAUUCUUGGGAGUAGAUCCUGUGACAAGGAUCGCCAGUACCAUGUCCAGAUAGAGUCCGCUCAGGGCGGGAAGUCCUGUGCAGGCGCUCUGCUCAAUCCCCGCUGGGUCAUCACAGCUUCUCACUGUGCAGAGCAGACAGUCACAGUGAAGCUCGGCAUAAACAAUGAUGUGUCCUUUUUUACAAAAACUGUCUCUUGGUUAAAAGGCAAAUCCAAAAAACUCCAACAAACUAUUCCGGCCAAACAGCAGCACACCUUCAAAGAUGAAGAAGGAAAUGCCCAUGACAUUAUGCUCAUCCAGCUGAAUGAGGACAUGUCAGUCAAACUUCCCACCAUCAGCCUCCCUUCAGAAUGCACCAAGCUAGAGCCAAGAGCAAAAGUGCAGAUUGGAGGAAUGGGAGCAAAGGCAAAAGUAAACCGGUUGGUGAGGUCAGAUGUGCCACGACAGUGA